AUGGGUUAUCUACUGGAUUCUUUCUUAUCACUAUUCACCUUACGAUGGAUUCAAAGCCCUUCUUUCGUUCCCCUUCCACCUACCAUCAAUCGCACCUUCAUAAAAACACCAUCCGGCGAUAUCGAACUCUUGGUCUCUGCUCCGAGCUUAGAGCCAGGCUCCCCUGCCAGUGUUAGAAAUCCUCCGGUCCUUUUUGUACAUGGUGGCUUCGGACAUGCUUCUGUGUGGCUACCAUGGAUGACUUAUCUACAUCACAAGCAGUACAGCGGCACCACCUAUGCUGUAAGCAUUCGGGGCCAUGGUGCUUCAUGGACUCCAGGAUUCUGGCGAAUGUAUGCACUUACCACCAAAGAUACCCUAGCGACAGAUGUAGUUGCCGCUAUUGAGGAGAUUGAGAGGAGAGAAGCAGGGAAAAGAGUUGUCCUUGUCGGGCACAGCAGCGGGGGAGGACUGAGCCAACUGAUCCUCAGUAAAGGUCUAGCAAAGGCUCAGGGACUCGCGCUUGUGGCGGCGAUACCGAAUUUUGGAUCACGAGGUGUGUACUGGAACUGGUUCAAAUUGGACCCUUGGUUCAUGAUCAGAAGCCUAUUCCAUCUGCAGCACCCAAGGUCGCCAUUAUCUUCAGACACAUUAGUGCACAACGCGUUCUUCAGUCAAGCAUUUCCACAGGACAAAGUUCGAGAAUUCAGUCGACAAAUGCCAGCGUAUGAAAGUAUGGCAUGGCCGAUUGGUAUGAUGAAGCGCUUCACGGAUGUGCCGAGUAUACUCGCGAAUAUUCAAGGGUGGGGCACAUCACCUUCACGGGUUAUGGUGAUGGCUGCAGAAGGAGAUAAGCUGGUAAGUGUCAAGUUGAUGAUGGACACGGCGUGCGAGUACAGAGAAGGUGUCGAAGGGCUGAGUAUCCGGAAAAAGAUAGAACAUGUCGAGCUUCCUCAAACUGAAUCUCGAAUCAGCGAGAACGUGAAGCAAGACGUGAAGUCUGGUGUCACCACGGUGGUUGUCAAGGGCGCUGGACACCAUGUACAGAACGAUGUCCAAGCGGAUGAAGCUGCGGAAGCUUUGAAGAGGUUCUUAGAUCAACUUUGA
This is a messenger RNA of Endocarpon pusillum Z07020, 1086 nucleotides long. RefSeq lists its product as uncharacterized. Lineage: Eukaryota; Fungi; Ascomycota; Eurotiomycetes; Verrucariales; Verrucariaceae. Bases 1 to 1086 code for a protein of 361 amino acids. The transcript has 2 exons. The record is from RefSeq and is a predicted model, not a curated record.